This is a messenger RNA of Callithrix jacchus (white-tufted-ear marmoset), 3352 nucleotides long. It is a transcript of the gene MCIDAS, whose product is annotated as multiciliate differentiation and DNA synthesis associated cell cycle protein. NCBI's taxonomy places the organism in Eukaryota, Metazoa, Chordata, Mammalia, Primates, Cebidae. Gene Ontology annotation, cellular component: nucleus. Gene Ontology annotation, biological process: negative regulation of DNA replication; negative regulation of cell cycle. The record is from RefSeq and is a predicted model, not a curated record.
ACUCGGCUCCUCCCCAGCCACGCGCCUGCCCCAACCUCCGGCAGGUUUCGGGCCGCCGCCUCCGAGCAGUCGGCGCUGGGAGGCAGGAGGAAGGAGGCACAAUGCAGGCGUGCGGGGGCGGCGCGGCCAGCCGCCGGGCCUUCGACAGCAUCUGCCCCAACAGGAUGCUGGCGCUGCCUGGCCGGGCGCUGCUCUGCAAGCCCGGGAAGCCGGAAAGGAAGUUCGAUCCUCCGCGGAAGUUCUUGCCGGGAUGCACAGGCGGGAGCCCGGUGUCGGUGUACGAGGAUCCCUCAGACGCCGAGCCCACUGCGCUGCCAGCCCUCACCACCAUAGACCUGCAGGACCUCGCGGACUGCUCUUCGCUACUCGGGUCCGACGCGCCGCCUGGUGGUGACCUAGCCGCAUCGCAGAACCAUUCCCUCCAAACGGAAGCGGACUUCGAUCUGCGGGAUUUCAGAGACACGGUGGAUGAUCUCAUUGCAGAUUCAUCUUCUAUGAUGUCACCUGCCCUGGCCAGCGGAGACUUCCCCUUCUCUCCUUGCGACAUAUCACCAUUCGGGCCCUGCCUCUCCCCAUCACUGGACCCACGGGCCUUGCAGUCACCACCACUGCAGCAUCCAGACGUGCCCCCGCCUGAGCAGUACUGGAAGGAGGUGGCAGACCAGAACCAGAGAGCGUUGGGAGACGCGCUUGUUGAGAACAAUCAACUGCACGUGACGCUGACCCAGAAACAGGAGGAGAUCGCCUCGCUCAAGGAACGAAAUGUGCAGCUGAAGGAACUCGCUAGCCGAACCCGGCACCUGGCCUCGGUGCUGGAUAAGCUGAUGAUCACACAGUCCUGGGAUUGUGAGGCGGCAGCUGAGCCCUUCCUGCUGAAGGCGAAGGCCAAAAGAAGCCUGGAGGAGCUGGUCAGUGCCGCGGGGGAGGAUUGCGCGGAAGUGGAUGCCAUCCUGCGGGAGAUUUCCGAGCGCUGCGAUGAAGCCCUGCACAGCCGUGAUCCCAAGAGGCCGCGACUGCAGCCAGAGUCUGUGAACAUGGACAGCAGGCCCGGGAAUCUGCAUGGCGCUUUCCGGGGACUGCGCACCGACUGCAGCCGGAGCAAGUUGAAUCUGAGCCAUAGUGAGCUGGAGGAGGGCGGCUCCUUCAGUACCCCCAUCCGCAGCCACAGCACCAUCCGAACCCUCGCCUUCCCCCAGGGCAAUGCCUUCACCAUCAGAACAGCCAACGGGGGUUACAAGUUCCGCUGGGUCCCCAGUUGAGCUGUGAUGUGUUCUCCCAAAACACUGCCCUGUGUUUCCACGGAAGUGCCUGAAGGUUUCCCAGAACUCUCCCUUCAGGCUGAAUGCCACCCUGAAACAUUUUUUCAGGAAGAAAAACAUCUUGAUACCGAUGCACUGUAAACUUCUGCUACAAAACAUUGUAUAGCCCCUCCCCUUGUCACAGUGAAACUCUGUGUAUAUAUGUGUAUGUCACAUGUGUCACAGCCAAUUUUAAAGGUAUUUAUUUUUAGCAGCUUUGAAUUACGUAUUUUUAGAGCAGGGAGGGAUUUAGAAACCACAGCUACUUUUAUAAUUAUAUAAUGCUCUAGCUUUAUAAGAAGGAAAAGGAGGCUCUAAAAGGUUAAGUAAUUUCCUGCAAUGGGAAACACUGCAACAUUUCAAUCAGUUUCACUAGUCACUUAAGGACUCCAGGCCCAGAAGCCUGGUUUCUGAGUGAAUGUUUUUAUACAUCACUCAACUUUCCUCAGUCCUAGAAGGACACCUAAUUUUGUUACUAUUGAAAACUUUUAUUUUGGCGGCCAAAAUAUGAAAUUGGGAGAGGUAACCUAAACUGUUGUCUUAGGAAAAGGCAGAUUCUCAGAGGCGAUGGGCUAUUAACAAAAUGAACGCUAAGCACACUUGUUUGUAAUGAUCAUUUGUAUAAUUUAGAAAAUGUAUGGCAAAGGUUUAUAUUCGUUAUCCGUACAGUUCUAUUUGUGCAAACCGAAUAAUCAUCUAAAAAACAAACAUUGUUAAUGAGAAAUAUACAUUGUUUUAAGAAAAUAGCAUAUGCCACAUGAAAAAGUGUUCCCAUUUUUUUUGCCAGAAAUGAAGUGUGGAAAUCUUGAUCAAAGUAAAACUACCUACUUGCACUGCACAGAUAAACCUGGGGUGCUCAGUCAUAUUUUACAUUUCCUGGCUCGAUCUAUAUAACUUGCAAGAAAAACUUGCCGUAAAAAGACAGCAUGCCUUCACUUUGACUUGACUUCCUUCUAUUCCCUGUUGUCUGGAGUUUCUUUGUUUUCCCUUUCUUUCCUUCCUUCCUUCCUUCCUUCCUUCCUUCCUUCCUUCCUUCCUUCCUUCCUUCUUCCUUCCUUCCUUUUUUCCUUUCUUUCUUUCUUUCUUUCUUUCCCUCCCUCUCUCUCUCUUUUUCUUUCUUUCUUUCCCCCUUUUCUCUUUCAAGGUUCGCUCUUGUUGCCCAGGCUGAAAUACAAUGGCUCUAUCUCAGCUCACUGCAACCUCUGUCUCUCAGGUUCAAGUGAUUCUCCGGUCUCAGCCUCCUAAAUAGCUGGAAUUACAGGCAUGUGCCACCACACUCAGCCAAUUUUUGUAUUUUUAGUAGAGAUGGGGUUUCUCCAUGUUGGUCAGGCUGGUCUUGAACUCCUGACCUCAGGUGAUCCGCCUACCUCAGCCUCCCAAAGUGCUGGGAUUACAGGUGUGAGCCACCCCGCUGGGCCCCCGGGGUUCUUUUCUACUUGUUUCUGAAAUGAUGUGCGUGGCAUAUGUCAAGUAGUGAUUUUUCCUGACCUUCACAGUUCUUAACAUGAGGGCUACUUCUUGCACUUGGGGGCUCAGCUUGGGCACGGUUUCCAACUGUGUUACGCCACACUGCAUUGCUGGUUCUGCCAGUCUGAGAGGAGAUACCAGGUAACAGGUGAGUUGGCAGUGUGGCAGAACCUGCUCUUCCAGUUUGUCAUGUAUGUACUGUUAUCUGUAUUUAAGUACCCAUUUUGAAACCAAAAAGUGAUAAAACAGACCACAUUUCCUCAUAUUUUGUCUAACAAAUAGACGCUUAAAAAGUACAGUGGAUGGUCCAGAAUUUUUUUUUCAUCAGCUCAAAUAUAAAGUUACCACAGUUCAGCAUAAGAAAAAACAAAAAAUCACUUACCCCCAAUCUCUUAACCUGUCCCCUGAAACAAUCAGCUUGUCAAAUCUUUUCCUCUUUAUGAGUAUUCUUAUAAUGCUUUACCUACAAUAACCAAAAAGUUUAAAAACAUAUAGGGUUUUUUUCUGUAUGUCUUAUGACUAGAGUUUUAAAAAUUACAUUUCUUCCUUCCUUUAAGAUGAUAUCCCUGUAAUUGUCAUGUUAGCCA